AUGGCAAGGAGCAGGAGGCGGGUCGCAGUCGGCGGCGCUGCUUGGCACAAGCCACCGGCCAGCUCCACGCCUCCGCGUGUCCAACGACCGAUCAGCCAUGCUCCUCCUCCUCGCCGUCGUCGCCGCGACGGCGAACCCCGGCGCCGCUCUCGUGGUGGGCACCACGGGCGUCCACCACCCGCCCCUGCUCGACUGCACCCCGGCGCCGGCGCCGCCGCCCACGCGCAACGGCAGCUCGUUCCGUGCGAACCUGGCCGCGGCCCUCGCCGACCUCCCUCCAUCGCCGCGGCCGCGCCAGGGCGCGCCGCCGCCUUGCAGUCCGUCGAGGCCGGCCCCGACCGCGCGUUCGCGCGCGGCUUCUGCUUCGGCGGCCCGCCAGCGGGCUCCUCCUCGGCCGGCGCCGGCGCCUGCCUCGCGUGCCUGGCCGCGGCGGCCGCGGACGUCAGCCGCGGCUGCGGCAACGCCAGCCGGCGCGCCGGCGUCUGGCGCUCCGGUUGCUUCCUGGCCUACGCGGACACCGGCGCCGCCUCCGCCCACGAGGACGCGUUCCGCGGCUGGUUCUACGCCGGCCCGAAGACGGCGGGGGCGCUGGCCGGCGGCGUGUGCGUGGGCUACCGCGUGCCGGCGGACUGCACCCGGUGCCUGUACGACUCGCUGCGAGCGGCGCCGGCGCUGGGGUGGCUCUCAAGGCUCCGCGGAGACGAGGUGAUUGUCGCCGGCUACAGCUGCUGCCUACGCGUCCAGAAGCCACCGUACGAGCAGCAUCAACUCCCAGAGCUGAUACAGUAAAUGGAGAAAGCAGCCUGACACAAUUAGUGAAUAAGGAGUAGUAUAUAUGUUCUAUCCAUGUCUGAUGUCUGAGAUGUCCUCUUCGAACAGGAGACUUGAGAAAAUAGGAUUAAGUCCAUAGUAUAUAUGUGCUGGUGAAGACAUGAAAAUAAUAUAAUGGAUUGAGU
Messenger RNA from Panicum hallii, 956 nucleotides. RefSeq lists its product as uncharacterized. The transcript is spliced from 3 exons. The record is from RefSeq and is a predicted model, not a curated record. NCBI's taxonomy places the organism in Eukaryota, Viridiplantae, Streptophyta, Magnoliopsida, Poales, Poaceae. Bases 1 to 789 code for a protein of 262 amino acids.